AAACACCUAAGGACAGCACAUCAGUAUGGGGAGACAGACACCAUAAUAACAGAACUAUACAUGAACAUAAACACUGGGCCACCGGCCAUGGUAACAUACGGGACCACAGAAAUCGGUGCUUCGUUUACAGACAUUAAAAGGGAACACUACAGCUGCAUCAAUGAGAGAUAUCUGCACCUCCUCAACGAAAACCAGCUUGUGGAUAAUGCAGGUACCUCAGACACUAGUUUAAUAUCCUUUCCUACUUCCUGUUUGUGAAAAACACCCAAAGGCACUUUUAAGAGCCACGGCUGUCUCGUUUCUCUGUCCUCACUGCUGUCGCUGCUCUUAUUUGUCAGUCCUUCUGUUGUCCCUGUCUCUGUUUCUGUCUCUGUUACUUGUGAAUGUUUUUGUGUAUUUGCUUUUUCUGUCGAUCACUAUGAGUGAUUUGAAAAUCCAAGAUCCUUUAAUGAUCCUGGAUAAUGAGACUGAUCAGCAUGAAAUAACUGAUGAGCUUCAACAUCUUGAUGACUUGCUUGAUGAACUGAAGCAAGAGGAAGCUCCAGUACCAGUGAAGACACCUAACCAACAGUGAGGUGGAGAAAGCGAGACAAGGAUGGAAAUGAGCUGUAUUUGAGGCCAAGAUCAACCAGGCACCAGCCACAUAAGGCUGCCCACAGGCAGAAGGACAGUCCUACUGUUAAUAACACUCACUGUGAGGCGGCCUUUGCUCCAGAGACUGUUGAGUGUUUUCUACAAGAACUCCAGAGCUCACUGAGUGAUGCUUCAAGUGAUCAGCAUGAAACACCUCCACCAAGAGCUCCUCUUCUGGCUUCCUUGAACUGGAGCACACGAAAAAGUCUCUUUUCAGAGAGUUGGAGGGCAGAAAGACCCCGUCUGGUGAAUACCAUGGCGGCUCGAGAAAGCGUGUUAGCACACACAUGCCAGCAGUGUGGGAGCAAUCCAGCUGUGCUUCGUUGUCGUGACUGUCUACCACUCCCCUUCUUUUGUGCCACAUGUGAUGUCAUCAUGCACACCAGACAUGUCCUUCACAACAGAGAUGCUAUGACUGCUGGAUUCUUCCAGCCAUUGCCUCCAACGACUUACAUUGUAAAUAAGACUCUUUGCCAUGGUGGUAAGUUUUGGGUUGUGACUAAGCUCGUUAUUUUUACUGCUUAAACAUUCCCCUCACUCUCUUGUUUUUUUUUAAAUAUUUGGGCUGUCGCUCAGCUUCCUUGGCUCUCAGGUACAUUUUUAGCAGUCUACUCUAUGAUGGCUGUUAAGUGUUUUAAUGUUCUCAAGAAAGGCACAUAUCCUAGUUGAUACAACUUGUGUUAAUUCAUAUACAACACAUUUGUUAAUUUCUUCAGCAAGACUUGUACCUGUGGAGAGUCCAGCCAGUAUCUGUGGAUGUCCACCAGAGUCUUUGAGGAUCAAACCAGGAAAGGCUGUUGCUGUGAUCACAAUAAAUGGACGUUGCGAUCUCAGCAUGCCGGAACUGAGGUGUGAGGCAUGCCAAGCUUCUUGGACCUCUGGAGUAGACCAACUAAAUCGAAGUGAUUACUGGCCUGCUACCCUUCACUUUUCUACUGUUUAUGCCACAGAUGUCUUCUUUUCAUUUGAAGAAAUGAAGAUGGCAGCACCAGGACUCUCCUGCCAAGCAUUUUAAAAAAUGCUGGAUCAACGAACUGUCCGUUUUGGUCGUAUGGGGAAGAUCUCAGCGGACAGCUUUCAGAAAAGCUUUUUUGAGUGGGAAGCUGUGAGAUAUGACUUAGAUAACAUUUUAAAGGAGGAUCCCUUCACAUGUCAUGCGUGCACCCCAGAUAUGCUUGCAGUUUCAGUGGAUGGAAAUCGCAAGCAUUACCGUUUCAAGAAUGCAGCUAAAUCUGAGGAGCAGGCCAUCUUCGAAGACAUCUUCAUAGCAAAGGAUGAAGACGUGGCAAGAUUUGUGGACUACAUACACAACACGAGCAGACAUGUCUCUGGAAGAGGUGUUUGUGGAGGGGAGUGGUCAGCAGCCAGAGAGACCUCCCAAAGAUCCAGCAGCAAGAUGGAGGAAAGUAACUGGAGCUUGCAGUGUGUAGGCAUGGAGUGCUGCUCAGUGCUCUAAAUAUGUACAGGGGUGAAAUUUUUGCUUAUCCCUUGUACCUGCAACAAAAGCUGGCCAAUCAGCAAAUCACUUUUUUUGUAUGGAUGUGACCUGCAAGUAUUGGCCGUAUCUUGAAAGAGUAACAAAAAGCUGUCCAGAGCUUCAGCACCUUCUAAACAUGAAGCCAUUUCUUUCCGUAUUUCAUGCCAAAGCUCACGAUUUCAAAUGUGAGGUGAAAUGGAGUGGAGCAUAUCAGGAUGGGGCUGGUUUGACACUAGGGGAGGAGGUAGAGCAGUGCAAUGCUUUUCUCUCAAGGAUUGCAGUUACCACAAAGCAUAUGUCCAAAGCAGGACGGAGAGACAUGCUGACUCUUAUGGCCAUGCGCUGGAAUCGCCAAAAGUUAGAUAACUUGGCCACCUCUCUGACCCACCGAUAUCAGAAGACCACAAAAGCUCUUCAAAGCCAGCUGCAGAACCUGGAGUCCUUAAAAGUCCAGUUGUCAGUGACUGACAGUCAACUGGAUGACUGGGUCAGUGAUGUAAAAGAGUGGGCAGAAGCAACAACAAGCACAGGUGAUGGUGAUGCCUUAGUGAGCAGAAUUGAAGUGCUGGUAGCGAGUAUCAAGAGGCGAUGCCAACGACUAUAUAAAGAAACUGAUGGAAACAAAGCCCGUGCCAAGAUUCGCCGCAAGAUCAGAGAGGAGAAAGGCAUCUUGACUUCUGCUGUGGAAAAGUACAACAGAAUGGUUCCUGACACAGAAACUCUGCAUUUGGAAGAAAUCCUGUCUGGUGACAAAGCUUGGCCGUGGCAGCGACCACACAGUGACUCUGUCAGUCUUCGAACAAAGAGAAGGGCAUUUGAUGUCAUCAUGGCAGUAAAGAGACUUGAGGAGGAAAAGAAGAUUCUUGUUAAAGAGAUGGACCAUCACUGGAAAUCUCUUUCAGCUCAUGAUCAUACUCUGAAAGAGCUGUACUGCCUGCUUUCCAGUGAUACAGUGAAAGGUUUGUCUUGUGGCCUGAGUGAGGAGGGUGUGAACGGUCUACAGAGCAUCAUCCUCAGAAAGCGAGAGAACGUCAAACAAGUCAAGCUGCAUGCGAGAGAGUGUUAUCUGCAAGCUUUGUCUGGAGCAGAGGUCAUCACCUUUGAUCAUGCUUCAUAUGAUGAGUUCAAUAGUGACUCUGAAUUUUCUGAUGACAGUCAGUAAUCAACAUCUGAAAUAUGUUUGUCUUCAAACUUCCAUCCACUUCAAACUUAGUGGGUGUACUGCAGGGGACCCGGGUAGGUAUAGACAUACCUCACCCACAAAUGUACUUUUGGACAUAUUUUUUUCCACCAUAUAUGUUCCUGUUUAUUUAUCUUAAUUGAUCCAGUGGUUACUAGGCC
Messenger RNA from Archocentrus centrarchus (flier cichlid), 3451 nucleotides. RefSeq lists its product as uncharacterized. The coding region runs from base 2169 to 3272 and encodes 367 amino acids. The transcript has 16 exons. NCBI's taxonomy places the organism in Eukaryota, Metazoa, Chordata, Actinopteri, Cichliformes, Cichlidae. The record is from RefSeq and is a predicted model, not a curated record.